Messenger RNA from Spodoptera litura, 21728 nucleotides. RefSeq lists its product as uncharacterized. NCBI's taxonomy places the organism in Eukaryota, Metazoa, Arthropoda, Insecta, Lepidoptera, Noctuidae. The record is from RefSeq and is a predicted model, not a curated record.
AAAGAAAACAAACUUUUUGAAACAUACUUCCAGUGUUACUAGUAUAUUUGUCACAUUUUAUGUACUUGCCUUAUUUUUCUAUAGUAACACUGACUUUGACAGUACAAUUACGAAAACACAAGCGCAUAAAUGUCUCCCCGCGAUAUUUUCGUAAGAAAUGACUUCUACAAAUGAUGGGAAAGACGUGAAAAGUAAUCAAACAAGUGGCCCAAAAGGCAAAACAUAUUACAUUGAACUUUACAAGGCGCUCGAAGCCGGUCUGAACAGCGACUGUGCGCUUCGCGAUCGUACGCAACACUUGUGCGAAGCGUGGCGACGCAUUCACAGUCUCUGUCAGCACUCGGCUUCCACCACACACCCACACUUGCUGACCUGGCUGCAGAGGCACACUGCUAAGACUGUGUUGCAGACAGAAUGGCAGUCCCCAAAGAUCAAGGAUCAACACAAAAGGCUUGAGGAUGCCAUCAACGCGUUUAUCCAGGAGUGUGGGGGUCGGACGAGCAAGGAUGCAGUUCCACCAGCCUGGGAAGUACAGCUGGUGGCGAGAGCCCAGUUUUUCAAACAGAUCCUCAGCAACCCCUGGGGGCACCCUGUCCUUAGGGUGCUGCUGGAUCCCAGGGGAGAACCACCUUCGAAUGAGGAAGUACUAGCAUGGCUGAAGGAAGAGCGCGGCGUGAUGUUCGUGACGCGGUUGCGUCAGCUGGCGGCGUCCAAGUGCGACGACUUGGCGCUGGCGCUGUGCUCCGCCGUCCUCGACCGGGUCCGCGCCUGCGCUCCGCCCACCUCCGACACUGAAGCUGAUGGCAUCGCCGAUCAUAAGGAUAAGUCGGACUCAAAGAAGACGUUCGAAGAUAUCCUGAAGGCGGAGGCGGGGUUCACAGUGGAUGUGUUGGAACUGCUUGUUGACAUGGAGUUUGUACUCCUCUAUAAAGGAGACAAACGAUCGCAUUGUAUCGAACUGGCCAAACAAACGCCUCUCCGCAAUGGCUACCAGCUGGUGGAGAGGCUGCAGAGCCGGCUCGAGACAUCGCCCCGAGAGAAGAAACUAUGGAAGAACGCCAAAGAUGUUGCGACAUUGAUUGCACAGGUGAUAAUAACCCGUUGCAUGGUGGUGUCGGUGUGCGGCGGCGUGGCGCGCACGGCGCUGUACUGCUGCGCGCGGUCGCUGGUGCGCGCGCUGGGGCGCGCGCUGGCCGCGCCCGCCGCCACCGCGCGCCAUCUGCACACCCUCGCCGCCGCCGUCGACGCGCAGAGCACCCCGGACAUGAAGCCAUUUGUGUGUGAAUUGUACGUGCGAGCAAUCACUGCUGGCAUGAACGAGCUUGAGAGGCUCAAACUUAAGACUGAAAAGGAGGCUGAAGCCCGCGGUGCGGAGCAGACCCUGGCGGGUUGGUUCACCCAGCUGGGCGCGCUGCUGGCUCCCAGCGCGCGCCUGCGGGCCGAGUGCGCGCUCACUGCCUUCUCCGUGCAUCCCUCGCCGCAUCUGUACGAACGCGUCAGCAAGGCCACGCCGCCGCCGCCGCCGGCCAGGGAUGUUCACGAAACGAAAGAGGAACCAACUUCUGAAUUCGGUAGUUGGGCGAGCGAUUCCCGUUCGCAGACAAAUUUUGUGAAGACAUCAGAGACUCUGAACCUUAAACAUACGAAGAAUCAGGCCAAUGUGUUGUCUACUGCGAUAUUCAGUGAGGCCGAAGCCCUAGGGAUCAGUCCGGAGCUCUGCACUGAUAUUGCAGUACUGUUGUCUGGACCUAGACUGAAGACCCUUUCAUGGGAUAUGGACAGGGAUAAAUUAUUAGAUAACUGUCGAGCGUAUAUGGAGCGUACGAAGUUCGGUACCUGCGCGCUGACCACGGAGUUGAAGUACUUGAACUUGGACCCGAGCCAGUUUCAACAUCUACCCGAGGAGGAGGAUGACGACACUGACAUGUACUACGGGAUUGAGAAAGGCUACGAGCAUCUCGUAGAACAAUACCAGGAUCCUGAAGAAAUAUGGCAAGAUGCUGAGGACUCGGAAAGAACACAGAGUGCAGUGUCUACUGACAUUGAGGAUAGCCCCGUGCGAACCAAGAAAAUACCGAGAAAGACCAAGAAACCCCUCUCCUCAGAGGACGAUUCAGACCCUCUCAGCCUCGUUGCAGAAGCUAAAAGAAUAGAAAAGAAGAAAGAACGACCGCACAGCAAAGAAAGAAGUAAAGAGCGUAAACGAACAAAACCUAAAGCGAAACCCAAAGAUCCUUUAGAGGUAACUGAACCAGAAAUAAACCAAAGUACAGAGGUAAAGAAAGAACCUAAAAAGAAAGAAAAGCGGGAGAGAAAGAAGAAAGAAAAGGCGGCUAAGGCCCCGGCGCCUCAAGCGAAACCCUCUUCUUUGUCAAAUUUGAUUGGAAUGAAAGUUUCUAAGAUUACAAACCAGAGACCAGAGAUUGUGAGGCCUGCUAAAAUACCCUCAGUCAGCGACAGUGACUAUGACAGCCAAGGCAAACUCUCACUCAACUCUGGGAUCUCAGAAACCAAUGAACCUGAUGUCCUAUUUGAUGGCCUAUUUUCUAUGGACGAAUUAAAAUCACCAGAAAAGAGUCCAGACAAGAAUCAAGUCAAGAAAACUGAACCACAAAUUGCUAAUGUAACAAAUCCACCGCCCGUUGGAAUCAAUCAGAAUGUACCAACAAAUGAGAUUGCACAGCCCAAAGUACAGGAAAAUGCACAGCCCAAAGUACAGGAAAAACCAAGGUCUAGGACCAGUUCUCCAAGCAAUUUGACCUCUACUUUCAGUCCAAGCAACAUGUCUGUGAAGGAAAGUUUAAGUAAACUGCUACACUAUAGGCGACAGAAGUCUUUUCCUGACAUGGAACCAAAAAUUAACUUGCAACCUAAUGUAGUUCAUACUUACACUUAUAAGAAAGGAACUGAUACGCCAGUGAUAACUCCUCAACCUCCAAAGCCGGUGCCACUAUCACCUACACCUGCUCAUGUCUCUCCGAAGCUAGUCCAAAUGUCAUCAGCCCCAGCUCAUGUCUCUCCAAAACCUCAAAUACAAGAUACUUCAAAAAUCUUUAUUAAUCAGACCCAGUCGGCGCAACUAACAGAUUUGAAGAAUGAAGUUAACAACUUACUGAGUUCUAAAACCUUUGGAAUAGCAAGACCUGUCGUGCCUUGCACCCCCAAGACUGUAAAGUUGAACAAUUCUCUGCCAAGUGGAAAUCGUUUCCCUAGUCCAAGUGUACAUAAAUUACCACCAGAUUUGUACAGACCCACGGCAGACACAAAGGCGUUACGUCCAAAUAUUUUAAAUAAGCAACAACCAGAAAAAUGCAAUACUCAAAAAUUUCACGCAUUCCUUAAAGAACUUCAGGAGUCUAUUAACGCAGGAGCGGGCGAACACAUAAGUAAAUCUACUUCUAGCAGAAAAGAAAUUAAACCACUGAGCAGGGUCACUCCAGUACUGCCCGCAGCGAAAGCUGAACACAAAUCAUCUCCCCAAAGUGCCAAACAAACUCAAAAGAAAUCUGAUAACCUUUUAAACACGUUUUCGCGCCUCAGUUAUCUACACAAAAAUAAAAUAGACUCAAAAAUUAACGGAGUGAAUCCCGUCGUCGAAGCCCUAAUAGAAUAUCAGAGUAAAACGCUUCAAAAUCCCCCGAAUGAAGCUGAAAUAGACCGGAUUGUAAUUGAACAGAAAAAAGCAAAAGAUAAAUAUUUGUCAAUAAAAAAUGAGCGAUACGAUAGACAAUCAUAUCAGCAACAUGACAACAGUCUGAGUGUACAAAGGAAGAUUGAUAAACCAAAACAAAGUAUUUCGAAACAAAAUCCCGUAAUGGCGAACAUGCUGUCAAGUACGAAGCCAUUGAAACCUGAGAUUCAUAACAAAAAUAGUAAAUUGGAAUCUCCACAGGCUACACCAACACUAAAUGCAUUGACAGAAAAAGAUCAAGAGGAAUUAGUUCUUCUUUUGCGUCAGCAAUCGAAACUUAAUCAACAAAGACCAUGUAUUAAGGAGAGAGUUCCUCCUCCACAGACAAUUACAUGUCCCACGACUUCAAGCUUUCCUAAUCCCUGUUCUAGUCAGUCGCUAAUAAAGAACAAGAUAUUAGAAACUCCUAAUAUCAAUAUAAGCAAUGUCAGCAUUAAACAAGUUACUAAACCUAGUCCGAGUAUAAAGCCAGCGAACCUCAAUAAUUGUGAACCACAAACAAAACCUAUAAAUAUGGUGAAGACUGAAUAUAACUUUCCUAAAACAGUAGACCCGAAGACACAUAAGAUUGAACUCUUUAGUAACAACGAGGGCAAGAGCAAGCACAAACCUGAUACAGCUAAACCUGGUGAUAGUAAAGAAACUGAUUGGGAGAAGGUGAUGGACGCCAUUUUAUCUCAUAAGACCCCAAGCAGAGGGCCAAACGCUCUCGACAUGGCAUUAAAUAAAGACAGUUAUAAAAAGACAAUUUCAGAAAGCUUGCGCAAUCAAAGGAUAGUCAAGACAAACUCGACUGGAGAUAAUAAAAUUAAAAUGAUAAAUGUGAUAACCAAAGCUCCGACAAAUUCGGUAAUGAAUGUGGACCCGAAAACGAGCCCUCCCCCGCCCACAUUGAGCCGGUCAAACUCGGAAACUGUCAUCAAAACCAGUAAAAGUAAAAAGACCCCGGCUAAGAGUCUUCUGAAACCGGCAAACACCACUACUACAGAAUUUACUUCGAACAUAAAGCCGACACAACCCGAAAUGUCAAAACGUCAAAUUCAAUCUGAAAAAAGAUCAAUGCAUUCCUCAAAAGACCAGGCAGAGGUGUAUAAGAAAAUACCGUUAAAAAAUAAUGAGAAACCAUUUACUACUACAUAUUUCAAACAUGACGACCCUUUCAUCUCGGGUAUACCUAACUCGGAUUAUGAUCUCCUUGAGGAAUUGAUGGACGAUGAUUUACGACAAGAAAUCGGCGAAUUAUCAUCAGACGAAGAGAGUUAUUCAACUCCCAUGCAUGGCCUAAAAGAAAAGUCUCUCAAUAUGAGUAAUGUUUCCAUUCCUGUAGUGCGAGAAGAAAGGCGCUCAAAUUCAACAGCGAUUAAUAAUGGCGCAGUGCAUAAGAAAACCGAUCCAAAAGUGGUAGUAUGCGAAAUCCCAAAGACUGUCUUUGAUCCUUCCAAGCAACUGCAUACUCCAGGAUUUAUCGACCCGAAAUGUGUCACUAAAAAUGUUGAUGUUACAAAUCCACCAGUAACUGUUCAACAGCUACCUAAAAGUGUUAAUACUUCUUCGAAGAAGACAAAUAAACCAAGCCUUAAUGUUAAAAUUGAUCAGUUACGAGCAAAGAGUCAGACUAAUACAUCAACAGCUGGAGUACCGCGGCAACCUACCUUAAAAAACAUGGUUCUUAUCGGAUCAGACGUUGUGUAUCAACCUUGCACUAUUCAAAAUCCUAUUCGCACAACUGCUCCAAACCAAAACACAUACGUUGCAUUUAAUAACCAGUCAAAUAUGGCUAUUUAUCAGACCACACAAUUCGCUGCUUCAACAGUAAAUCCUGUUAUCAUAGGAAAUGCUACAGUAAAAUUACCUGAAAGUAACCAAACGACCACUGAAAGCGCAGAAGUGAUAAAUAAUGUUCCAAACAAGACUGCCCAUGAUGCUAAAAACGAUAAAUCAGAACCUAAACCUAAUUCAGUUGAUAACGUGAAUGGUGACAUUACUUCGAAAAACGAUAAAGAAAAAGUUGAUAUUAAUUCUAAUAAGAAUAUUUCUGAAAGGAAGGUACUAUCUGAGGUGCAGGAAAAACAGAAGGUAGCCGAGAAAACAGAACAGAAGACAAAAAGCCAAUCAAAGGCGAAUUGCGACAUGGUCAAUGAGGUAUUAAAAGACCAAGAAAGACUGCAAAAGAAACGCAUGUCUAUACUAAAUCGGAAUAUUAUUCACCGAAGCGAUAAGCAAGCAAUUCCGUUAACGUAUGCUCCAAUCAUCGCUAUCAAAAUAGUACCAGCUGUUCCUCAAGAAAUUAAUAACGAAAAGAAUAUUUCUGCUUGCACUAAAAUUGACAAUACAAUUCAAACUAUAAAACUAGGAACACUGGUGAACCUUAAAGUGUUGAAUGUAGAGAAACCUGUUAAGCACGACGCUAACAAAAAAUGUAAAGAAAAUAAAGAUAAGACACCACGUCGUAUCGUAUUGCGAUCUUCUAGUAACAAGGAAAUCAGCUUAGAUGCAAUUACGGCCAAGAAGGUAGCUGCACCUAAGAAAUCUAAAGCUAGAAUAAAACCUGUGGAGACCGUCAAUAAAAUUAUUGAGGCCACUAAGCCUAAAACAUCGAAGAAACCAGCACCUAAAAAGACACUUAAUAAAACUAUUAAGAAAGUGGAAGUAAAGAAGAAAGCAACUAAAGCCCAACCUAAAAGAAAUAUGAAGCUAAAACUUAAUAUUCACAAUAAACCCGAUUUGAUACAGGAGGCAGAAAUACCGAACAAACAAACAGUGAUGAUGGAUCUUGAGGAUCAAAUAGUAACAUCUAAAAUCCUUAAAGUAAUAUCCCCAGACCAGCCUGUACCAUCCUUAGUUGAAAUUCCUAAUGUGGAUGAGAUUUUGGAAAGCGUUGAAAGCGACACUGUCGUUAAUAAUUGUACGAGCCCAAGCAUUCUAGACAAUGAGGAUUCACUUAGCCUCCUGUUACGACCUCCGGCUGAUGGCACGGAAAAAGAUGUUACAGUUACUCCUGAGAAAAAUGUUGAUGAAAUGUCAUUAGUCAAAGAGGUCACUGACACUUUAGUAACUGACUCUACGAAAGCUGAUGCAAACAUUAAACAACUAGUAACAGACCCUGACGUUGUUGACGAAAUUGAAAGUUAUGUGAAAAAAUUAGAAGAUAGCAUAAAAGAUACAACUGACAAACAACACAUAAGUUUAGCUUGUAAAGAAAUAAUGUAUAAUACAGAGGAAUCUUGCACAAGUUCACUUUCUGAACUUCCAACUGAAAUUCAAACUGAAACUCGAAAAGUUGAAGCACAAGUCAAUAACAAAAUAUCUGUUGACAAUAAUGUAGUUAAUGCUCAAAAAGUAUUUGACGACAAUGUUGAUGAAGUAAUAUGUAUCGAUGAAGAUGAUGAUGACGAACCCGUCCAACACAACGAAUCAAAUAAGAGAGACAGUGAACGAAUCGAUGACAUACCACUAUCUUAUUUGAAUUCUAUUAUAGUCGAAGAUUUAUCUCAUAUAAAUACAGGUGAUCCGUUAAAGAAACUUGUGCGGAUUAAGCUACCGUGUGGUAAAGUAUUUAAGGCGACCGUCCAUGGUCAAACGAAUCUAAACAUCAAAACAUUAUUUACGGUCCAUGCACUGAAAAAGAUUUUAUUGACCAACAUAUUAUCUCAAAGAAAACGAUAUACUUUAAACAUAAAACAAUUAGGGAGGUCUUACGUAAUCCAAUCUGAAAGAGUACUAAAUAAUGAAAAUAGCUUAGCAUCUGGAUGGCCAACUGGCGAGGUGGAAACAAUCGAUUUACUUAGUGACUCCGACGAAGAAACACAGUGUAUUCAAACACAAUAUGGCAAGUACAACAUAAAAAAUAUAGAUAAAGACUUAUUGGAAAAACAUCAAAAAGUGUUAGAUAAAGUGUGUUAUGUAAAAUUAACAAAAUGUGAUUUAUCUAGUCGUUCAAGCAGCCAGAAUGAUUUGACGAAAGAUAACGUACAAACGGAUACGUCUACAGCACCUAUUCUAGAUGGAUCUGUUUAUGAAGAUAUAAUUUUUUCACCUAUGUCUCAAUCUACACUGGAUAUCAUUCCACCUGCAUUUGAAGCUGAUACCUCACUUGCUGCUAUUGAUGUGCAACCGAUGAGCGUGCCCGAAUUACAAUCAAUUGUUCAAACUGAAGCAGAACCCGUAACGAUACCUGAUGUGGAUGUGGUAUCUGAACCUAAUUUACCACCAGUUACGAAACCAAAAAGUCGACCAAUAAUUCUCUCUAAUGUCUUAAUAUGUCCACCUGGUAAGCAUACUCUAGAAAAGCACGCUGCAUCUAAAUCAGUACCUAAGACAGAUAAACAGUUGGUACUCAACCCUGUCCCUGUACUAAUAUCCGAACCUGAAAUGCAAUCAGUUCCUGUGGUCCGUGAUGUGCAACUAGGAUCCGGGUUCGAAUUACGGUUAGGGUCGAAGUCUGUAGAGCUACCAGUUCCUAACGCCGAUGAGCUUGUAUCUAAGCCCGAAAAGCAGACAGCGGCAAUGUCUGAAGUACCUCAAAUUGCUACAUGUGAUGGACACAGUUUCAAGCCCGGACUGCAAUCCGGGUCAAAUCUUAAGGAGCAGCUAGUUUCUCAGUCUAAAGUGCCAACAGAUACUAUGCUUCAUGAUCAACUGAUGUCCAAUCCCAAAGAGCCACGAAUUUCUCAACCAGAGAAGCAAUCAGGCUCUAAUUCAGAAAUACUGCCAGUUACUAACAUGCAGCCUGUGCCCAGAUCUGAAGGUCAACUCGAAGUUCUGCCGGUUUCUAAGCUCGAUAUGCAACAAACUUCAAAUUCUGAAAUACCAUUAGUUGCUACGGCAAAUGUGUCUAAAACACAAGUGCAGCUGGCUUCUAGACCUGAAAUGCCUAUAAUAACACCUAACGAACGUUCAACUUUGACGGUCGAACCGCAAUCUGUUUCUAAACCAAAAUCACUAGUAGCUGAAGAUAGACUGGGUCGUACACUAGACUUACAAACUACACUAGAUCGUGAUUUGAGACCGGUUUCCAAGAUUGACCUGCGGCGCGCAUCUACCUCUGAUUUCAGAUCACGGCGUGAUCUGCACCGUGCUUUGCGGCCUAGUGUGAUUAUACGUAAUCAAAACAUUAAAUCAAGAAAUGAAAUAAAUAUUGCAUCUAAAUCUGUGUUGAAAGAACCUAUAGAGGUAAUAGAGAUCGAUGAUUCAUCCAGUGACGAACAUGAAACUAUCACAGGGCUGAUGCCGCAUAUAGAACGAAAAGAACCAAUAAGCAUUACUUGUGAGAACAAUACAUCAACUGAAAUGAAUGAUAACGCAAAACCAGUUGAAGAAAAGAUAAAUGAGUUUAGAAAUCUAUUAUUUAAAGAACUUGGUAUAGAUUUGGCUGACACUUCUACGCCACCAAACGAACCUAAUCUAGAAGAACCUGCUGAAAGUUCUGCACAUACAAACGACAUAUUCUUUUCUUUGUUUGAUUCGCCUCAAGUUUUUGAAGGUGGGCUUUCAGAUAGCAACAAAUCUUCGCCCAGUCAUCUCCCAAAAACGCGAGAAUGUUUUGUAAAGGUACCAAAAUGUGACGAUCUAGUAAGAAGAUAUGAAAAUCUGAAAUUACUAAAAGAAUGUUUUGUUAAAUUGGUCCGAUGUGAUGAAAUAAAAUCAUCCAAUGAAUUAAAAGCUGACGUUACGAUUGUCGACGAUGGGACACCUGAAGAGACGAUAGUGGGCUCAACCAAUCUGAUGCGUUGUGAAUCUUUGUCUAUUCUUACCGAUUAUGAAAUACUUGAUGCUCAACAAACCGCUAACCAAAUUAGUUCACCAGUGAUGGAAGCAUAUGAAACCAUUGCUGCUGUAUAUGAUGGUCAUCAUACUACAAAAGCUGCAAAAAUUCAGAAGCAUUCAUAUACGUCACAUGUCGAGAUGAGGUCGACAUGUGACGCUGAUUGGUUUUUAACUAAACCGAAGAGCCUAAAAAAGUCUAAAGUAGAUGCUCACGAUGUUCGAGCUGAUUCUUAUAAUACUACAGCGAAUGGAGAUAAUAUUAUGCCUCUCAAGACCUUGGUAUUGAAACUCUUACAAAAUGACUUAACUCUAGAUCGAAUAACUUCUGCCAAGCAGGAAACUAAAUCACAUUUUAAAAAUUCGACAUCAAACCUAAAAAGAAAAUCUCUAGAAAUUAUAACGACAAAUAAUAAAAUAUCUAAAUAUAGUAAGACUUCAAGCCCGCUAAUAAAUUCUAAGAACCAAAUGCUAGAUGAAGAGGUCAAUGUCAAGGAUACUGAACCUGUUUCUAAUGUGAAUAUUGAUUGCGAAACUGGAAAGCCAGACAAUUACAGACUUCUGGCUAUGGAAACCUCAGAAAAUAAUUUGGAUAUACGGGAAACAGUUGAUGAAAACUCCCAGAUGCAGGAAGAAUUACAAGAACAAUUUAUAGAACUGGGUUCUACAACUACUUAUGCGGAAAGUCUUAGUGAAGAUGCUGCCAGCUCUUCUAUAUUGCAUGAUGAACUACAGACUGAAUUUUAUAUAGAUAAUGAUAAGGAACAAUUUCAAUUAAACGAUAGCUAUUCAAAACUGAAAGAGGCUAAUACUAUUACUGAAAUUGAAGAUAUUUAUAAAGCUGAAGAUAAUAAAAAGACGAAUGAAGUUACGCACGAUUUGUUUUCUGAAUCUAACACAACGGAAGUUAUUUCUCAAAGCAAUGAAGAAGUCUGUAAAGACACUGAGAUCACUGAUGUCUUUAAAGCAUGUGACAUCAUGUUUAACAAAAUAAUUUCUUCAUAUGGCCACAAUAUUCAAACACAUAGCGAAACUCAUUUGGAUGCCGAAAAAAAUACCGGAAAAGACGAAGAAAAGGACGGGGAAGACAUGAAAUCAGGAAAAAAAUUAAUGGAAAAUAACUCUGAAACUCAGCUAGAAGCGACGGAAAAUAAUGGAUCAAUGUUAACCUCUGAAGAGGCUGAAAUGAAAUCGGCAUCAGUACAACCAGAUGCAAUCAUGAAUGACGAUCAUAAUAUGAGUUUAGUAAAUCAUGUUAUGGCUACUCAAGAUCUUUGCAAACAAUCGGACACAGAAUUGAUGCAACACGAAGUGCUAACAGAAAAUGUCAUACAAUUACAAGGGAUACAAGUUGAAAACGCUGCUCCAGAGGAAAGAGCUGCGGAAUACUCUGAAACUGCUGAUCUAAAAUCGCAAGACAUCCAAGUUUCUGAGCUAUACGAAAUUGAAACCGUUACUGAAAGUGUCGAUACAAAUUCACCAGAGACUGAAAACGAAUUCAAAACUACGAAGAAAAUGACAAUAGAGAAUAAUACCGCACCUGUCGAGAAAAUGAUACUCGAGCAACUUCAAUCGCCAUCAGGGGAUGUCUGUGAAGAAAAAGACCCCGAAAAAGAAGACACGAAUGAUUCACCAACACAAGAAUCAAAGAUUUGGGUGAGUAAUCGUACAGACGUCAUAGUGCAAAGUACAGAAACGAAUGUGGAAAAUAUUGCAGACAAUAUCGAUGCAAAAUUAAAAGAAGUUGAAAGAAACCUGCGAAACAUGUUUGAGUAUACCGAAGACGAAAUUGAAGAGAAAGUUAGUAGGCCGACCCAAGCAACAGAAUCAAUUAAUUUGGAAGAUGAAGAUUUCACGUACAUGCAAAUAGAGUCCACACUGCAGAGUAUUUGUGGCGGUAUGGUCACAAAAGAUGUUAACACAGGAAUUGAAGAAAUAAGGGACACCCUAGCUACAGAAGAAUCUCAAGAAGCCAGGGAAGACAAUUUAACUAAGAUUCGUUCGUAUCUACGAAAUAUUUUCGAAGGUACUGAUGAGCAAAGACCGAGAACGCCAGUUAUAGAUCAUUCUUAUGGUUCUCCAUGCCCUCCUAAUGUAACACCAGAAAAAAUGGACACUACGGGUGUUCGUGAGAAAAACAAACUCCAAGUUUUGAAUAUUGACACAGAUGCUAAUGAAAUAACAACUGAAGAAAAAAUAAUCGAUGAGUCGCCCUCUGUUGGUGAUGAUAAUGAAGUCGUCACAGUACUUAAAGUUAUAGAUUCUGAUUCAAGAGAAAAUUCUCUUGCACCCGAAAUUGACGCAGCCCCCAAAGAAAAUGAAGUACUUAAUGCAAUAAAAGUAAACAAUGAACGUAACCCAAAGGAAGACUCAAAAGAAGAUGCUUUUAAUCAGAACCAAGUUUGUCAUUAUGUUCUGGUUGAUGACAACAAUUACUUUAUAGAAGAAAUCGUUGAUAUGCAUAGCGACGAAAUUCUUGAUGACGAUAUAGCGCAAACAGUUAUCGCAAAUGCAUCGAGUCGAAUGAAUAUAUGUUCAAAUCGAGACCCGACUCCGAGCUCAUUAUCGAAGCCUAUUCCAAGCAUAAUGAUGAAUUAUGGGGAUGGUAAUAAAAAUCCUAGUGUACUGAUAACCCAACAAAUUGGUGCACAAGGUCAGAUUGAAGAAAUUGAUAUCAAGCUCAAUGUUCCUAUGGUAUCGUAUUCCAAGAAAUAUCCGAAUGGCCUUCAUUUUGAUUAUGUUUUUAGAGGUAAUAAAACGAAGAGCUUGAAGCGGAAGGCCGAGAUGACUGAUGUGAAAUUGUAUGAGAAGAAAUAUAGGAAAGGAAAGAAUAUUGACUACCCGAAAAUUACUAUCACAACUAUGGGUGACUCUGCGUACAGCAAGGAGUUCAAGCGACUUCUGGAUUACUGCAGCUCUGUAAAAUUUUCUUAUUCACGUCCUUUUCAUAAAGAGCACAUAGACGUGCAUGAAGUAUUAAAAUCAUGGCCUAUAAGAGGUAUUUGUAAAAUAGAACAACCUGAGACUGAACCGGACGAGACGUUAUUUACUGACAUGGAUCAGAUGGGUGAUAAAUCGCCCGAUCCAAGGACGCUGACAUUAGCUGAAGAAAUUAGCACUGAAUAUGACGAAACAGACUACAAAACUUGCGACACAAAUGAAACUAAUUUCCAUAUGGGUUUUGGUGAGAGGUCCGGCAGAGUCAUACAAAAUUUGGAAGACGGAUGUGGUACAAAAUUUUCGGCUGCGACUCUGUCGGACGUAAAACAAACUCAGCCGCUUUUACUGUCCGAAGGUUAUGUUAAUUAUAAACUUGUGCGUAAAUCUGUUAAUUCUGCUAAAUAUGGUGACAGAGACAAGAUGAAAAACAACAUUAGAUGCAUUGUACUAAAGAAUAAAGUCCGAUCUUUCUUUGAGCAGACGAUGGCAGAAUUGAGUUAUGAUUGGAUGAAACUACAAGAUAAAAAAGACUUGUCAUAUACCAGUGGGUUGCUUGACUAUUCAAAAUUCCCAUUCGGACUUACAGAUCCAGAUUUUAUAGAUCCUGUGCCAGUCGAAGCCGUUGUUCAGGUUGUACAAGUGGGACAAUUACCUGUCAGCGCGUCCGCUCAGAAUCCUGUGACAUGUGAUCCUCGAGUCACGCAAGUGUCGAACGUUAGUCCAUCACAAUGUUCUGCUGAAAACAGUCCCGGCGAUGACCAAUCUGUGAUAAAAACAGAGUACACAGAACUCACAACCGCUGAUUUGAGCAUGCCUUUAGCUCAAGAAUACGUUCAACAUAUCCAGUCAAUGCCAGUACCGUCACAUGAUGAGAUGAACUAUCCGAUGGCUAGUAAUUUCACCGUCGAUGUAGACAUAAAACCAGAAAUUAAAAUAGAAAUGGAAGAAACACCUGAAAUAAAAGAAGAGGUUAAUGAUAAUUUUGAGAACAAUGAGUAUCCACAGAUGUUUGAAAAAAAUAUGAUGAAUAACGUUGAUUACUCAUAUGAAACUAACCAUACGCAUUUACCACCUUUAGAACCCAAUCCUAAUAUGAGUAUGAUGUAUAAUUAUACUGAUAAGCAGACGCCUGUGCCUGUGUCUGUGCCUGUGCAUGAAGAAUAUCCUCAUCUCAAGCAGCACGAACACAUGCAUAUGCAUCAACCAGAACACGAGCAGCAAUACCAGCAACUGCAGCCAGAACUCGAGCAAUAUCAUCAGAUGCAGCAAGAGCAUGAGCAAUAUCAACAUCAGGACCAAUACCAACACCAGCAGAAACUUAUACACGAGCAAUAUGAACAAGAACAGCAACAUCUUCAACAACAACAACACGAAUAUGAGCAACGACAGUUAGAACUACGCCAGUUACAAUUUGAACAAGAGCAACAAAAACUGCAACAGAUGCAGGAACAUCAGCUUAAACAACAACAAGAGGAGGAACAGAGGCAACAACAACAACGGUUACUUGAGCUAAAAGAACAAGAGGAAUUGAAACAACAACAACAUUUACAAGAGCUGAAACUGCAACAAGAAGAACUACAACACCAACAACAUUUACAAGAGCUAAAACUGGCACAAGAAAAACAGCAACAGCAGCAGCAAUUGCAAGAACUAAAACAACAACAGCAGUUACAAAAACAACAAGAACUAAAGCUGCAAAAGGAGAAACAAAAAGAACUCAAACAACAGCUGCAAAAACAAGAGCAAAAACAAAAGCAACAAAAACAACAAGAGCUCAAACUACAGCAGCAACAACAAAAAGAAUUAAAACAGCAACAAUUAAAGCUACAAAAACAACAACAACAAGAGAUGAAACAACAGCAAUUAAAACAACAGAAACAAGAGUUACAGCAAAAGCAACAAAUGCAACAACAUGAGUUGCAACAGAAACAUCAGUUGCAGCAACAGCAACAACAGCUAGAGCAGCAGCAGUUGCAACAACAACAGCAGCAAUUACAAUUACAACAACAGCAACUGCAGCAGCAACAACAUCAGCAGCUGCAGCAAAACGGUCCACAAGAAAAAACUGACCAAAUUGCCCAUGCGAUGAAUGCAGCGGGAAUUACGGCAACCUCAGAACCCGUCUCGAAUAACAGAACACAAGCUAUUGUAAACAUGUUCUCCCAUAAAAUAAGGCAAGGCAACGUCACCACAAACCAAACGCCAAAUAAUUUUCAAAAAACUACAUCUAUUAAUGCUAUGGCGUUACAGCAAGCGUUAGCCCAAAUACUCCCGCCGCCGUUGAAUCAAACAAAUAGCUCGGAAAACAGUCAGCAAUCCUCGACGCCCCAAGUUUUACAUAUAGUGCAAGGAAAGAGUGCUUCAGGGAACCAUCAACAAAUCACUUUAGUUGAUAAUAGCCAGCAGUCUGUUAUAAACAAUCCGAAUAAUACUCCAGUUUUGCACAUCGUGCAGAACAAAACUGUACCUCCUGGUCCUACGUCGAAUGGAACACCGGCUUCACAAACAAAUUCUUUCAGUGGGCUCUCCUUAGUAGAUGCUGGUUUGCAACAAGGCAAUCAACUUCUCCACAUUGUGAACGCUGGAAACCAAAAGAAUGCAAAUACUGGUCAGCUACUGAAGAGAGUAAAUCUUCUAACCAACCUAACAAACGUUCAAGGAGGAAAUGAACAGAAAAUGGUACAAUUUGUUUGUAAAUCCGCUGAUGGAAAACCUAUACAGUUAAAUGGGCCUCACCAACGGAGCAUGGUUCUCAGAUUACAACCAGUCGAGGCACCCAAUCUACAACAAGCUCAGCCUAAACAAAUAGAGACACAAGACCUCAGUCCAACCCAAAGCGCUGCUAAAGACGCAGAAAUAAAAUCCCGGUCCAUUUACGAAGAAAAUUAUGCGAAAUUCAUACAAAGCUCAUCACCUAAAACCAAUUCUCCAGAAAAAGGAACGAGUUUACCUAAAUUCAACCAAGCCUUUGGGAAACAAGUUUAUCAAGAUGGUGGACAGAAAAACGACAUUAGUAAUGGAAAUGAAAUGUCACCUGAAGAAAACCCUGAUUGUCAAGCAAAUGAUAAUGCUAUCAAUUUAGAUCAUAUAAGCCAAAUUGGAAGUCCACCGCUAUUAUUGAGGAAGCCUUCUACAUCGCAAGCUCAGCCGAAUUUAGUUCAACAAAUAAAACAAACUAUAUCGCCAAUGAACAUCCACGGCGGUGUGAUAUACACUCGACAAAUACCUGUAAACCUCUCUGGAGGUCAAACUAUUAACCUGAUCACUGUACCUAGCUCAGACCUAAUAGAUGAGUCAAAUCAAAAACAACAGAAUGAAAUAGAGCCGUCGAUAAUAAAGAUUGUUCCUCAAACACCAACUCACGCCAAUACAGAAACUAAUGACGAAACAAAUCAACUCCUUGGGGCGACAAAUGAAAACUCACACGCUACCCAACAACAACCAGUAUUGACGCAAAUGCGAAUAAAAUUGCCAAUGUUAAGCAAAGCACCCCAGAUGGUGUCUGGAGGGAGAGUUGUGCGGCCAUCAUUCUUCCAAAUACAAAGAAAUGUCAUCUCUGGGACCAACCAGCCUGUGUAUCAACAGUUGGUGCUUACAGCAGCUCCGCAGCUGGGCCAACAAACUGUAAGAGUACCACAAACUUCCCAACCAACCGCACAACAAACUACCCAACAACCCAGCCAUCAAACUAGCCAGCAAACCAGCCAUCAAACCAACCACCAAACUAGCCAUCAAACCAACCUCCAAACCAGUCAUCAAACGAGCCACCAAACCAGCCACCAAUCGAGCCACCAAUCGAGCCACUCAUCGAGCCACCAAUCGAGCCACCAAUCGAACCACCAAACGAGCCACCAAACGAGCCACCAAACGAGCCACCAAACUAGCCACCAAACGAGCCACCAAACCAGCCAUCAAACUAGUCACCAAGCUAGCCAUCAAACUACCCUACAAACUCCCCAACAAUCUACCCAACAGGCAACCCAGCAGGCCACCCCACAGGCUAGCCAACAAACUACCCAACAGACCACCCAACAAUCUACCCAGCAAACUAGCAAACCCACUAAAGCUGCAACUGCACCAAGUGCCAGUGAAAGUCAAUCAUCAACUGAGUCCAUGAGCUCAUCGACAUUGGAGCAGCUUAGAGAGUUUGACUUAGUACUGGAACAAGUCAAAGAAAGGAGCACGGUACAACCGAAAUCGAAAAAGGGUUCGAAAAAGUCAAAAGACAAGACUGACUCAACGGCGUCUACCAGCUCAGCUUCUGGAGAGACGUCUCGUGCCCAACCACAUAAGCAGCACCAAGUUCUCUACUCCAUCGGGAACACACAACCUUUGAACGUUUCUUACGUGAACAAGAAGUCCGCAACACCAGGUCCGUCAUCAACGCCAACACCUUCAACUUCGUCUUUCGCACGGUCACCUGAUUCUUCUGGUAUCGUUGACUCGUCACCCUCUUCAUCGUCGCAUAGUCAGAUCCCCCACACGGUUACCAGCGAACCAUCAACAUCUGACGCUCCAGCGCCAUCUAAAUCUAAAUCCAGUUCAAAGUCUAAAUCAAGACCAAAAGCGUCUUCGAAUCCUCCGAAUACACUAAAACUUAACACUACUCCUCCAAAGCCAUCCACACAAAAACCGGCUGAAGAUGAGCAGACUACUCAACGAAUUCUUUACAUCUUAGCUGAAUAUAAAGAACAGGUGGAAAAUUCUCCUGACAAAGAUAAACCUGCACCGCGACGAAGAAACAAUCCACCUUCAAAUCCAGGGUCAUCGAAACGCAAGAAGAGCUCUAGUUAUCGUCGCCGAGAUUUGAGUCCUGCGGACGACUCCUGUAGGACAAUGGGGUCUGAGGACAGUAGCUGUGGUACAUCUCAGGGUGAUUGCAACGAUAGCUGCAUUGACAGCCAUUCCCCACAAGACAGUCCACGCAAAGUAGUGCGCAAACUUACUUUUGAACAGGAAACACCAACCACACCUCAACCUAGACCACAGCCACAACGUAACGUCAUCGUUGCUGAUGGUCAAACAAUCACCGUUGCUCGAGGCACGGCUGGCAAACCUUCCACAGCCGCCGUACUCAUGCCAGCUAACUACAUUCUACCAGUUUCUAUGAUCAAAGGUGGCCAACAAAUUGCUAUAGUGACAAACAGAGGCCCGAAGCUACUUACAGUGGGCGGUGGAGAAGGUGGAGGAAAUGCACUGCUACUACAACGUCUUAUCGGUCCUGCUGGACUGAAGCCAGUGUUAGCACGUCCAGGGGUGCGACAUGUCCGCUUACCAACUGCGGCACUCCACAAUCUUCAAGCGUUCAACUUGGCGACUGCAACCACUGUACAGCCGCCAGAUAGUACCGCUUCUCCGGCCCCUGCACCAGCCCCGCCUGAGUUAAUUGAGACGAGAGCUAACAGUUCCCCAUGGAGGGAUCGUGAUGCACAGGAUUUGAAGCCUGACCGAGGAUCCAGCCCUGACGGAGGAGAGCCUUGGCAUCUCCCGGCCACAGCCAAUCCUCACGACUACAGCUACGAGGAGGUGGUUCGGACAGACAACAUGGAGCGCACUGUGCUUGACCCGAUCCCAGAUAGAUACAGUCCCGAUAUGGAGGCGCAAAGGAUUUUUGAUAAGAUGUUCGACGUCGAUUCAAAAAGGUCGUACAUGGUCGGUUCACACGACGAUUCGCCGCGAUGCGGCUACGAUAUAGACGCGUCAGAUUGCGACGAUAAGGGCUACCAUCAGGUUGUACAGAAGAAGGAUGGAUCACAGCAAAGGCAGCACCGUUUGAGUCACGUGUCUGCUGCAGCUUUGCGACACAAAUAUGCUGUUCUGGAACAUGAACUGAGAUUACAGAAAUCGUUGUCGGAGGAGUGUGAGGACUUAGGCGUGGACUCUCCGUCUGCAUCGGAGUUGUUCCCUGAAGCUGAGCUGUUAUUCGCCGCCUCACCUGCACAUGAUCAUACCCAGGAUCACGGUCACCAUUCGCAUACUCCACAACCAAUGAUGCAUCAUACCAUAUCACAACCGGAUUUAGAUGACCAGAUUGCUACCGACCAGUUAUUACCUAGGACGAACAUGCAUGACGAUCAGAAUGACCUAGGUCUAGGUCUAGAAGACGUGGGCAUAGUCACUGUGAGUGAGGAUGGGAUGCAGGCCACUAUAGCACUGGACCAGGAGGAGUUUGCCCGGUCUCAUCCUAAUACCACCUUCCAUAGUGAACCCACUGAUGAGGGAGAGGUGCAGCCAUUCACAAUAAGCGGUCUGAAAGGUCGUCACAUAACAUCGACGAUAUUCCACGCUAACCGCGCCCCCGGCACCGUACUGAUGACGGCGCCGCAGACCACCGUCAUCUCACAGGCCACCGCCGAGAGUGGCGGACCACACAACACUGUCAAGUACUCCGAUAUAGACAACAUGAUCAACUCCUUACCCGGACCACACACACAGAACAGCAUCAACUUAUCCUCAGUACUCGUCAAGGACGACGGACUCACUAGAUUCGACAGCAUUCUUAAUGACAAUAGAGAACUGCACCUCUCUAACACAGCGUCCGCCAUCGUCCACGCCACAGGUAACAACACCACACAGGUCAUCAGGCGAGUCUGCUACGGCAACAAGAGGGAACAAACCUCAAGGUUCCUUAUUGACGAACACGAAGGUCUCAUGCACAAUCACCACACCAAAAUGAUGACCGACGACUCGAGAGAUUUUGGAGAUGUCGAAGAUGAAGAGUCUUCCCCGGAGCGAACAGAACUAUUCUGGGAGUCGAACUCCGCUUCAGAACGUGAGACAAGACGCGCACUUGAUUUUAGUAGCGACAGCGACAAAUGUUGCAAGAGCCCAUCCUUCGAAGAGAAUAAUUCUACAGAUUCCAGCGGGAUUGGUGCUCAUAUGAGAUUAGACUCUGUUAUAAAAGAGGCGCGGGGCGUUGAGAGGCGUUGUAGUGCAGAUGGGUCGUCUGCGGACGACACUCACGCCCCGCCACUUCGUACGUAUCCUCCGAAGCGCAUGUACCAUCACGCGCUAGACGCUGGCGCAGCGCGGAGCCUGUCCGGGAAGACUCGGGCGGGCGAGCGCUCGCCUGAUAUGCACGCGGAGCGACACGAGCGACACGAGAGACAUGACCGGCAUGAGAGACAUGAUAGACACGACAGGCACGACAGCGCGGAGGGCAGGCGGCGCGCGUCCGGCCGCGGCGUCGUGAAGCGCGGCUGCCACUGCUGCAACGGCGAGCCGGCCCCGCCUCGUCCCAAGAAACCCCGGCAGAGGAAACCCAACAUUGACUUUACUACAACCAACUGACAUGCGACACAUUGUGAUUACCGAUUUCUACAUUAAGGCUGUGGCAUUAUUAUUAUAUACUCCGUCUGCCACGCCAGACUGAAACGCGAUCUCUUUACUGACGAGGUUUCACUUUUUUAGGUGUAUUAUAAAAAAAAGUUGUUGAAAUUGUUUUGUAUAUAAUUUUAUAAGUAAAAAAAUAACCGGUAGCUAAGUUCACAGCAGUUUGGAUACGCGCGAUUAUAUUUUUUUUUGUUAAAGUUGAUCGAAUAAUUUUUCGUAAGUUCCUUUACGUGUUAUUUUCUAAGUAUGUCACCGAUAAGUUCAAAUUCGUUUUUAUUUGUAGUUCGAACGUGGAUUUCUUGUAGCGUUGUUUUUUAUUUCUUGUAACAUAUUAUCCAUAAACAUAUUUUGUAUCGAUAUAUGUAAUUGUAUAAAAAUGUAUUUCUAGGUUACCUCUGAUAGACGUAAGUGUUUCCGUUAGUGAUUACAGGCCAUACUCAAAUAUGAAUUUAAUCGUCUUUUAGCGGUGUAGUUGUAUUAAUUUAUAACAUUUAUAAUAGCCCUUCAUAACGAUGCUAGACUGAUGUUGAGGUAAUGAUUCGUUUCAUUAGCGCGUUGUCACGUUUCAUUCGAGCCAAUAUGUAUGUAUAUUUAUUUAUAUAGUGUAGUAUAUUUGCGCAUAGUUUUAGUUGUAAGCUACUUCCAUGUGACACAGCACAAAGUGAACUAUUCAUAAACACGAUGGGAGCUUUAACUUGGUGAUUUGAAUUAUUUUUGAGAUUUUGUUUAUCAUAAUAUUUCGGUGCCAAUAGUUUAUGUGGCGCCCUCUACUCACCUGCGCUUUACAUUAUGUUUCCAAAGGGCGUUAAUAUCGCUGUAUUUAAUGAAUAAAUAUAUAAACAUUUAAUAGUAGCAAUGUGUUAAGCUAGUGUGAAUUUGAUAUCCAUAGUGUAAAAGAUGUAAAUAAAUUUUUGAUCCCCAAUUUUUGUUUAGGGGACAAUCUAGUCACUAUAGUACCGAUAUAUAAUGUAGCGUUAUACGUCUUACUCAGUCCAGUCGAGCACAGAGCCUGCUCGCUGGCGUACCGGGCCGGCUCUAAGCCGAUGAUUCAUUUUCCGUACAGUAUUCUACCGCUUGUGUAUAUAAAGCCGUAAUAGUAAACGAAGAAAAUAAUGGUUCAUUUGUUACUAAUUACAAUUACAAGAAUAAAGUGUGAAAAAGUAAAAAAAAAGAAAUAAACACUAAAUUCUCGACGUUUAGAAUCAAAAUUCAUUCCGAAUUUGUAAAUAGUGGAAUGGGGGGUGUUUAAAUUUUAGUGAAUUUAGUGAGUUUCGACCUAUUUUGGGUUGUAUAGUGAAAAUUGUAAUGGGGUAAUUAUGUGCACUCGAUGGGUGGUUUUAUGGAGCCUAUAGUUCAACUUAAAUUAGUCGUAAGCUCGUGUUUAGUGUGUGACGGCUAAUAGUGUAUCGAGACGCGUCCGUCGCGUGGCGCAGUCGGCUCACGUACGACCGCCACCUCCGCUAAAGACACUAAAAUUAUCACAUCCAAUAUUACGACUAACUUAUAAUAAUUAUUCUGAGAGUUUUUGAAACCUACGUAUUAUUUCGUUUUGGAAGAAAAAAAAUCUGCCAUUUCUUAAAAGUAAGGUUCGAAUUUUUUAUAUAUUCCAGCAUGUUGUUAUUGUUCUUGUGACUCAUAAUAUUGUGGGUAGCGUCGUACCUCCGAUAUUAUAGUUUGAACGAAAAAAUACAGUAUUGCAGAUGCGUUUUUGUUAUAUUUUUCACUUAGAAAUUUAAAUUUAUUAGCUGUAAAAGGAAACUAUUAAUUAACGUUUAGGAGUUUCAUUAUUUUUUAAUUAAAAACAUUUGUGUUUUUGUGAUUACAUACUGUAAACAUUAUUUUUAAAAAUGCUACAGAAAAAAUGAUCAUUAAAACUUAUCUAUUAAAAUUAUGGCGAUUUUAUUUAUUUUCUUUGUCCAUUUUACUUAAUUUACCCCCAAUACUUAAACCUUUAUUCUGGAAAAUAAUAAUAAUAGUUCCGAAAAACAAAUUAAUCUCCAGC